Messenger RNA from Emys orbicularis (European pond turtle), 2365 nucleotides. It is a transcript of the gene PTER, whose product is annotated as phosphotriesterase related. The transcript is spliced from 5 exons. The coding region runs from base 125 to 1174 and encodes 349 amino acids. Gene Ontology annotation, biological process: catabolic process. Gene Ontology annotation, molecular function: zinc ion binding. NCBI's taxonomy places the organism in Eukaryota, Metazoa, Chordata, Testudines, Emydidae. The record is from RefSeq and is a predicted model, not a curated record.
UUCUUGUUGGAGCAGAAGUGGGUCUUGAGAAGGGAAAUGGAAGCCACAUGCCUGAUGUGACCAUGGUGAAUCAGCAAAUGCUUGUUUAGAAUCUGGAUUCUUUCCUUUUAAAAUAAGAAGAAAAAUGCCUUCCCUGUGUGGUAAAGUGCAGACCGUGUUGGGCCUUGUGGAGCCAAGUCAGCUUGGCUGCACCAUGACCCAUGAACACUUGACAAUGAACUACAGCUGCUGUUAUGUCCCGCCUUCUUCAGGCCAAGAAGCUUUGUCUGAUGGGCCCAUUGAGAUGAAGAACUUGUUUUGGAUUAAACAGAAUCCCUACAGCCAUAAAGAGAACCUUCUUCUGUAUCAGGAAACAGAUGCUGUAAAGGAAGAGCUAUUACAUUAUAAGGCAGCAGGUGGUGGGACUAUAGUGGAAAACACAACCAUGGGUAUCAGCCGAGAUGUAAAGACUUUAAAGAAGCUUGCUGAGGAAACCGGGGUCCACAUUAUUGCCGGUGCUGGGUUUUAUGUGCAUGCCACUCAUUCUUCCGAGACACAAGCUAUGUCAGUGGAGCAGCUUACAGACGUUAUCGUCAACGAGAUACUCAGUGGAGCUGAUGGAACCAACAUCAAGUGUGGUGUUGUAGGAGAAAUUGGCUGCUCAUGGCCUCUGACUGAGAGUGAAAACAAAGUACUGCAGGCAACAGCCCAUGCUCAGUCACAGCUGGGCUGCCCCAUUAUAAUCCAUCCUGGCAGGAAUAGUGAUGCCCCUUUCCAGAUUAUUCGCAUUCUGCAGGAGACUGGGGCUGAUAUCUCAAAAACAGUCAUGUCUCACCUUGACAGGACUAUAUUUGAUGAGAAGAAACUGCUGGAGUUCGCUAAACUUGGAUGCUACUUAGAGUAUGACCUCUUUGGUACAGAAUUGCUUCAUUACCACUUCCAUCCCGAUAUUGAUAUGCCAAGUGACAAUGAAAGAAUUGCAAGGAUUCGGAUGUUAAUUGACGAAGGCUAUGAAGACAGAAUUGUAAUUGCUCAUGAUGUGCACACUAAGAAUCGAUUGAUGAAAUAUGGAGGUCAUGGAUAUUCACAUAUCCUCAAAAACAUUGUUCCUAAAUUGCUAAUAAGAGGCAUACCCCAAACUAUAAUUGAUAAGAUAUUGAUCGAGAACCCAAAACAGUGGCUGACUUUUAAAUAGGGCUCAUGAUUAGAUAUUCACAUCUUGUAUGUGAAGCUUGCUGAGAAAAGUCAGAUUUGUUUCAAUAGAAUGGUCAUUUUAAAGCUAGGUUCUUUUGAGGAAAACUUGUGUGAUGUUCAUAAGACCCCCAAAGAGCAGGUAAUCACUUCCCUUUUUAAUUAGAACAAAAAAUAUUGUGUAUUAUCUCUCCAUCUGAUUACCUCUAAUAAUCUGGUCCUGAAUGAGUUAUUUGUUUUGAGCACAACUACAGAAUCUUUCCAAGUAAAUAUUGAAAUAACUGCUUCCAAAGAGCAGAUUUAAUACUAAAGUUAGUUAUCAUUCAGGAUUAUUAUUUUUUUAAAGAUGCAUCAGCUUAACUACUUGAGGAAAUUUAAAAUGUUUCCAGUUAAAUAGCCCCUUCUGGAGCGAUUUGAUGUUCCUUGUAAUAUUGAUGAUCCUGUUAAUUAUCCUGCUGUUCUUUAAUUAAUGCUUGAAAAAGAAUAUGGCAUUUUUAAAUAGCUACUGUAGAAAACAGAAUAACAGAAGGAAGACAACGUGAUUUCAAAAAAGGUACUGUAUCUCUCAUGAUUAACAACUUGUAGAGAUUAUUUUUAAAUGAAAAUAUAAAAGAAUACAUGGAAAAUAUAUUUUUAAUAAAGCAAUUUGUAGACCACUAACAACUUUAUGUUUUAGAAGUCUUUUUUUUUAAUUAUGUUAAAUUUUGAGUUGAACUUUUGGAAACUUGCAAGUGAAAAUAUGAAAUGUCAUGCAAAUCAGCUUGAUGUUGAAAAGAUGAAAAUCCACAAGGCCAAAUAUAUUACAUAAUACAAUUUAAUGAGUUGUUACAAUUAUAACAAAGGCCAUGAUUUAAUCAGUUUACAAAUCAGUUUGUCAAGAUGUGAUUCAAAAAAGAAAUGUUUGCCUUAUAUAUGUUUUUCAUUUAAAUAUUUGUUCUUUCCUCUAGACCAAAACAGGGGUAAAUAUUUAUUUAUCCAAAGAAAAGAUUGUGUGUUAGCAAUGCCAAUCUCAUUUCAACAGCUUAUUCUUUCACAUGUCCAGCUUUUGAUGUCCUGUGGCAAUGAAGUAUUCCUGGUCACUUCUUGGUGAAUGUGCAUUGCUAGUUAUAAAUGAUUUUUUGCUUGAAACCUUGUUAUUUAAUACCUACAUGAGAAAUCUCCAAGGCUUUGCUGCCAACCACUCUGUAGCGGUGGU